CGAUUAGAUAUCGUGAAACGGAUAUCAAGGGUGAUAAGAUCAUCCUAUAUUUGAGUUUGUAGUUUGAGAACCACACGUGUUUUGGUUGAGUUUCGUCCACUUUGUGACAAAGUUAAAAUUAUCAUCAGAAAGUUUUUUCCAGCAUUCAUUCCACUUCCUUCACGUUAUAAGCUGUGUUGAUCUCUUCUCUACCUUUUGCUACGUUGUUGUUUCUUUUUAUUGUGGUUGCAGAAGUAUUGUAACAUGUCUUCUCUAGCAACUGCAGAGAUAUGUGACACAAACAUAUCACCUCUAUCAAGUGGUGAUUUAAGGAUACUUCAUCCAGGGUUCCAGAAGUAUGGUCAGUCUCAAGCAUUCUCAGGUCCAAUAGCUACUGUAAAAGUGUUUGAAGACAAUGUUUUGGUUAGAGAACUUCUUGAAACAAAAGGAGAAGGAAGAGUUUUGGUUAUUGAUGGAGGAGGAAGCAUGAGGUGUGCUUUGGUUGGAGGGAAUUUGACGCAGUUGGCACAAAGCAUGGGUUGGUCUGGAAUUGUAGUGAAUGGUUGUGUUAGAGAUGUGGACGAGAUUAAUUUGUGUCAAGUUGGUGUUAGAGCUUUGGGUUCUCAUCCACUUAGAUCUAAUAAAAGAGGUUUGGGUGAAAAACAUGUUGAUGUUUAUGUUGGAGGAAGUUUUAUUCGUGAUGGAGAAUGGAUUUAUGCAGAUAAUGAUGGUGUCAUUGUGUCUAAAUUUGAGUUGUCAAUCUGAUAAUGAUAGUGUUUUUUUUCGAUUGGAGUACAGCUUUUGGCCAUUGUUGAAGUGUUUACGUUUAAAUAUUUAGUAUCGAUAAUGUUGUUGCUUCAUCAAAUUGAAUAUAAUGGCUUUCUUGGUGAAUUGUUUGGUGGAAAUCAAAUAUCCAUCACCGGAA
This is a messenger RNA of Lathyrus oleraceus (garden pea), 904 nucleotides long. RefSeq names its product putative 4-hydroxy-4-methyl-2-oxoglutarate aldolase 3. Gene Ontology annotation, biological process: regulation of RNA metabolic process. The record is from RefSeq and is a predicted model, not a curated record. The coding region runs from base 244 to 744 and encodes 166 amino acids. The transcript is spliced from 2 exons. NCBI's taxonomy places the organism in Eukaryota, Viridiplantae, Streptophyta, Magnoliopsida, Fabales, Fabaceae. Gene Ontology annotation, molecular function: ribonuclease inhibitor activity.